UAUGCCACCCCACAAACGAUAUCUUGAGCCGUGCGACGACGUCGAGAAAUCCAGCGCCGUCGAACCGGAUCAAGCCGUGACAGACUUCUUGCGGAGUCAUUCCACGCUCGAUCAGCGCAUCGCCCUCGCACGUCGCUUCAUCAGCAUCUUUUGCGGCCCCGAAGACGUCUCCAUUGACGGAUCUAUACCCUCAAUCCCGCACAGUGAACUCUCCAAGCAAUGUGUCGCCAUCCACCACAAAACCAAGCGCCCAUGGCUCACCGCGCUGGUCCCACUUCUCGACUCUGCCUCGGACGAGGCGCGCAUUUGGUGUGUUGUCGAAAUCGACAUCGGAGAAUUGAAGCCC
Messenger RNA from Zymoseptoria tritici IPO323, 346 nucleotides. RefSeq lists its product as uncharacterized. Lineage: Eukaryota; Fungi; Ascomycota; Dothideomycetes; Mycosphaerellales; Mycosphaerellaceae. The record is from RefSeq and is a predicted model, not a curated record. The transcript has a single exon. The annotation marks the transcript as partial.